Molecule: messenger RNA, 1140 nt
Organism: Arachis stenosperma
Lineage: Eukaryota; Viridiplantae; Streptophyta; Magnoliopsida; Fabales; Fabaceae
Product: protein ALP1-like
Exons: 3
Coding region: 59-1018 (319 amino acids)
Source: RefSeq, a predicted model, not a curated record
UGUUAGUGUUGAUAGGAUUAUUUAUUUUAGUGAUCUAGCAUGUAUAGAAAACACAAGAAUGGAUAGAUGUGCCUUUCAUGCAUUGUGUAACAUGCUUAAAAGGGAUGGAAGGUUAGAACCAAGUAGGAAUAUGGGUGUUGAAGAAAUGGUUGCCAUGUUUUUACAUAUUAUAGCACAUGACGUCAAAAUUAGAGUAAUAAAGAGACAAUUUGUGAGAUCUGAAGAAACAAUUAGUAGGCGAUUUAAUGAUGUAUUGCUUGCUAUUUUGAGAUGUCAUAAUCUCUUACUGAAGAAACCUCAACCAUUUAGCCAGGAUAAAAUGGAUGAACGAUGGAAAUGGUUCAAGGAUUGCCUAGGAGCUUUAGAUUGUACUCAUAUCAAAGUCAAUGUCCUUGAGGCUGAUAAGCCUAGAUAUCGAAACAGAAAAGGUGACAUAACAACCAAUGUGCUUGGAGUGGUUGCUCCCGAUAUGCAAUUUAUCUACGUACUGGCGGGUUGGGAGGGUUCAGCUGCGGAUUCUAGGGUAUUGCGAGAUGCACUAUUUCGCAAUGGGUUUAGUGUUCCCCAAGGUCAUUAUUACUUAUGUGAUGCUGGAUACAUGAAUUGUGAAGGAUUUUUGGCACCUUAUAGAGGACAAAAAUAUCAUUUGAGUGAGUUUAAUUCACAUAAUCAACCUAGUACGGCCCAAGAACUUUUUAAUAUGAAACACUCACAAGCUAGAAAUGUCAUUGAAAGGGCAUUUGGAGUAUUGAAAGCAAGAUGGGGAAUUUUAAGAGGAAGGUCAUUUUAUCCUAUUAAAACUCAAGGAAGAAUUAUAACUGCAUGUUGCCUUUUGCAUAAUCACAUUAGAAGAGUGAUGGUUGUGGAUCCUAUUGAUGAGAUAGUAGAUCAAAAUAUGCUUGGAGUAGAUGGGGGGACGAUCCACCAUAUUGAGACGAGCGAUGCUUGGGGUAGAUGGAGGGAUCAACUUGCACAAGAAAUGUGGAACCAAUGGAGGAGAAGACAUCAUACACGAUAAUUAUGUUCAUUUUUCUAUGUAUAAGGCUGUCUAUUGUAACAUUGAUUUCAUUUUAUUGAUGUGGUUGCGUUCUUGUACAAGAGUUGUGCAUGUAUGCUUAUUAGUGCAAGUAAUUUUUUACU